Molecule: messenger RNA, 1623 nt
Organism: Colletotrichum spaethianum
Lineage: Eukaryota; Fungi; Ascomycota; Sordariomycetes; Glomerellales; Glomerellaceae
Product: Na(+)/H(+)-K(+) antiporter GerN
Exons: 3
Coding region: 1-1623 (540 amino acids)
Biological process (GO): proton transmembrane transport
Cellular component (GO): membrane
Molecular function (GO): antiporter activity
Source: RefSeq, a predicted model, not a curated record
AUGGCGACGUCCGAAUCCUCGCUGGCUUACCAUGAGCCUGCUAUCACCACAGUCAUCGUCCUCUCCGGCUUCCUCCUACUUCUCAACAGCGUAAACUAUGGCCUCGACAAGCUCGUAUACUGUGGUCUUAUUGGACAGGUGUUUCUCGGUAUCGCUUGGGGCACGCCCGGUGCCAAGUGGCUGUCUGAAGAGAUGGAGCACUCGAUCGUGCAGCUCGGCUACCUUGGCUUGAUCUUGAUCGUCUUUGAAGGUGGCCUCUCCACAUCGUUCAAGUCUCUCAAAGCAAACCUACUUCUCUCCAUCGGCGUCGCCGUGACUGGCAUCGCCAUCCCCAUCGGCCUCUCCUUCACGCUCAGCUCCAUGGUCGGCGCGACCCCGCUGCAGGCCUUUGCCGCCGGCGCCGCGCUCUGCUCAACUAGCUUGGGUACCACCUUUACAGUCCUCGGCACUAGCGGUCUGACGACGACACGUAUGGGCGUCGUAUUGACCAGCGCAGCCAUGAUGGACGACGUUAUCGGGCUGAUCAUGGUCCAAGUCGUCUCGAACCUCGGCGGCGGCAACGACUUCAACGCCGUCACAGUGGUCCGGCCGGUCCUUGUUUCGUUAGGUUUCGCGGCGCUACUGCCGGCGGUAUGUAAAUUUGCCGUGGGGCCGAUUACGCUUCGGUUGAAUGCGAUUCGUGAGAAGAGCCCCGGUUCGAGACUAGAUCAACUCAUGCGGUUACGGCAGACUGCACUUGUCAUUCAUACGUGUUGGCUGUUUGGGCUGGUAGUUGGAGGAGCAUUUGCUGGAACCUCGAGCUUGCUUGCCGCGUACGUUGCCGGUGCGACCAUCAGUUGGUGGGAUAGUGAGGUGCCUCACCUUGAAGCUCGCGCCGACGACAAGAAGGCUCCUAUAGCAGGGCCUUCCUCUGUGACAGCCCAUCAGAAAGCGGUGAAGCCCGACUUAUCCGCAGAGGCGAGUGCCGCAACUUCAGCAGCGGCCGCUUCAACCCCGGGUGUCGGCGAUCCAGACACCUACAACUCGGGUAUGGAGAUUUAUGACCGGUACUACGGCAAAGCCGUCGAGCAUGUUCUGAAACCAUUCUUCUUCGCAUCCAUCGGUUUCUCUGUCCCCAUCACGAGAUUGUUUUCUGGUCCUAUCCUGUGGCGUGGAGUCGUGUACACCAUACUGAUGAUGUUAGGCAAGAUGCUCUGCGGCGUGUGGCUGCUGUCCUUUGCAAGUCCCCUUCAAGCGGUGCAGCGGGUCACCAAAAGGAUUUCCGGCGCGGGCAAGAAGCAGUCUAAGAAGCUUGCUCCUGGAGCGCAGUGCGCGGGGACUGGGAUGGAUGCGCCCCCGAAUGACGACGAUACACAGCCACAGCGAGGGCAACAGCAUCUCGGGCAGAAUGGCCAGGCCGGAGAGGUGCCUCUCUGGCCUCUCAACUCUAUACAAGCCGGUAAUCCUCCGAGGAACGCAUCUCCGGAGCCUAAAAUGCCCGUCUCUGUAUACCCGGCCUGCAUCCUCGGUUUCGCAAUGAUCGCACGUGGUGAGAUUGGCUACCUGAUCUCGGCGUUGGCCGAGAGCACCGGCAUUUUCGGCGGCGGAACGGGUGCCCCGAUCAACCCUCCGAGAUGUUUCUAA